AUGCUUCGAAAGUUUGCGGUUACCGUUGACGAUGACGAUGAAGGUGUGCAUCAAUGGAACCGGAGUAACAUACAAGCUGAAUCAAGAAACUCUGUUUUAUGCAGGAGCUGUGAAGUUCUCCUUGGAGGUAGCGAAAAUGGAGCCAGCGUCAAGCCUACAGAAAUAUAUGGGAUUGUCAUAUCAUCCGCAAGUCAUGAUCAAGACUAA
Molecule: messenger RNA, 207 nt
Organism: Botrytis sinoallii
Lineage: Eukaryota; Fungi; Ascomycota; Leotiomycetes; Helotiales; Sclerotiniaceae
Exons: 1
Coding region: 1-207 (68 amino acids)
Source: RefSeq, a predicted model, not a curated record